CAUGCCAGUGAGUCCAUAGCAGAUCGCGAUAACAUCCUGACAUGGGGGAACUGAAACUAAAAGUGUUCGCUAUCUUCAUAGUAAUCACGGAAGUCCACUCCGCGAUUUUAGAUUCCUCGAUUGACAAAGUGGUCAAUACAAAAGUAAACGAUAAUGGAGACAAAAAGACUGAAUUUGGAGACUUUCACAUCCUCAGCAAUCGACAGCAGAGAUUCUUCAGCUCUGUGAAGUUGAAUUCUAUCGAUUCUGCCAACGAGGUGGACAGUCCCCAUGCUGCACUGGAGAAGGCUGAUGAGGACCCCAACACCGCACUCUCCGGGGUCUACACGGACUGUCUGUUAAAUCUGUCCUUCCCCUGCCUCCAGAGGAAGAUCCUUGUCUUCAUAGACCGCCUGGGAAGGAUGGCCAAGUUCAACCUUAUCGGAAACUUCCUGUCUGUCGUACGAACCGCCAAAGAAGCUCGACAGUCCUUAACGGAGGACACACUGUUGGCCAGGAAGAUUGAUGAUGAGAAGACCCUCAGAGGUAUGAUCGACACUUCCAUCGAUGAGUUCUUCGAGGACCACGUGAUCAGGGUGACGAUUCCUACAAUCCCGGGUGAAGGUGGGAGAGCUACUUCAGUACUGGAUUUCAGAAUCGGAGAAAAUUUUGAAGUGGAAGAGGGUCGCAUGAAGAAGAAGAAAGGAGGAGGAAAAAUGAAGGGGAUGAAAAAGAUGAUGAUGAUGGGAUGCAUGAUGAUGAUGGGAAAGGCAGCCAUGUUUGGACCAAUCAUCAUGGGUAUAAGCAGUCUCGCAGCAAUAAAGGCUCUGAUCUUCUCAACAAUGGCUCUCACCAUAUCCAAGAUAAUAAUUCUUAAGAAGUUAAAAAUGAUGAUGGGCAAGGGUGGAAUGUCAGGAUGGCCUUCCUCAGGAGGGGGAGGCGGUGGAUGGCCCUCUUCAGGAGGGGGAGGAGGAGGAGGCUGGUCAUCUGGUGGAGGGGGAGGUGGGGGAGGCUGGUCUUCUGGAGGAGGAGGAGACAGGAGUUUAGAUGCUCACUCUCUUGCAUACCAAGCGUACAGAUAACAUACCAUUGUAGUUAUUAUUCAGACUGUGUUGUUAACUAUAUCUGUUAUUUAUUUAUUGUUGUGUUCCUUAUUUAUUUAAUUUAUUACUGCGAAAAUAAAAUCUGUUCAAAUAAAAUUA
Molecule: messenger RNA, 1181 nt
Organism: Homalodisca vitripennis (glassy-winged sharpshooter)
Lineage: Eukaryota; Metazoa; Arthropoda; Insecta; Hemiptera; Cicadellidae
Exons: 2
Coding region: 42-1061 (339 amino acids)
Source: RefSeq, a predicted model, not a curated record